UUUCGGUAGUCUUAUAAAUUCGUUCGUACAUUUUCGCGGGAGAAAUUGUUAGCAAAAUAUUUCAGCAACAUGUCGAUAAUAACUUACAGAAGCAGUCAAUAUAAUGUGCUAAAUAUUUAAACCAAACAUGGCUAAUCCGCAAACUGGGUGAACUGUUAACAACAACAAUCGAGAUGACAUUAUUGAUUUUUGGAGAUUGUAUACGAAACUGCAGUUGCACGUUAAAAAUAAAUUAAAAGUGACAGUUUUUCCUUUACAUUUGGGUGUAAAUUCGUAAUAUUCCUGUUGAUAAUGGGUGUUAAGCGCCGUAUUUACGAGUUGAAAGACUAUAAGCUUGUGGAACAUAUGUUGGAUGUUUAGAAGAACAAACAGCAAGCAUGGCCCAGUGUUCUACAGACGCAGAGGUGCACGCCGCGGAGGCUGAAGACGAAGGCCUCGACUUGGAGAUCAGUGUGGAUAAGAUCGACGACGGACUAUUCCUUGCUGUAUCAGGGUUUCUCAAAAUGUGCCGUGAGUUACUGCUGCCGAGGUGUCUGCAGGACAGGAUCAGUCACAUCAACUUUAAAUAUGUUAAAUUGGCCGAUGUACCAAAAGACGACCUGAUCUCUCAUCUGCCCGAGUGCAACGAAUUUAUCGAGAAUGCGGUUGAGUCGGGAGGCAAUGUCCUAGUUCAUUGUUAUUUUGGAGUUUCGCGCUCAGCGGCUGUAGUCAUUGGCUAUAUUAUGAAAAGGUAUUUCCUGGACUAUGAGGAUGCCUUCCUGCUUGUGAAGUCACACCGCCGCUUCGUCGGACCGAAUCCUGGCUUCAUUGCUCAACUCAAACUGUACGGGCAGAUGGGUUAUGUACUCAAUAAGGAUGAUCCGAGAUACAAACAGUUUCGGCUAAAAAUGGCGGGACAGAAGCUGAAACAAGUGAAGAUUCUUCCUCAACUCUUUGCGGAUCUGAUCAAACCGGAUCCAGGUCUAGUUCGGGAACGUCCGGAUCCAGUUGUGUAUCGGUGCAAGAAAUGUCGCCGUGUCGUCGCUAGCCAGAGGAAUAUUAUACCACACGUGCCCAAGCAAGUCAAAGUCGAGUUGGCUAAGAAAGGCAUAAGGCCGUCCAUAUCGAAGCUGACAGGCCUCCCUUGCGCGGAGAACGGGCAGGUCCUGAUUCAGAAGCUGAAGAGCCUGGCCUGCCAGAUACUGGACAGCGACACGACGGGGCAGCCCGCCGAGAGCGCGCAAGAAAGCGAGGAGGGGCCAAGUCAUUUGGACGGUUACCACGAGCAGAACAUGGUGGACACGUCCAUAGCGGCGCUCGACUCGAGCGACAUAUGCCGGCUGAUGGUGUUCGUGGAGCCGAUGGCGUGGAUGGCCGGCGUCACGCACGACGCGCAGGGCAAGCUGCACUGCCCCAAGUGCAGCAACAAGAUCGGCAGCUUCAGCUGGGUUUGCGGUUGCAAAUGUCCGUGCGGGCAGAAAGUGGCGCCAGCGUUCUACCUCGUGCCCUCGAAGGUGGAAUAUUCGAACAUUGUACAAAACGUACAAGUCACGGUUUAGGACAGUUUGUGGACCAACCCUUUGGCCGCUAAUGACGUGAAAACACGCGCGGAUACCUUCAUUACGACAUUUUGAUAGCGUUUCCUUUUUUUUUACUAUUUUUUUUAUGUGUUUGAUCAAUGUUGUGUUAUUUCUACUCAGAAUCAUUGGCUAUUUCAAUCCUUAAUAGGUAAGAAAAAUGUUAACGAUAUUUUUCUUAUUGGGUUACCAUUUGUCAUAUAGUUUGUAUGAGGUAACAAAAGAGGAAAGUAACAGAACUGUAUGGUAAUUCUGAGACUUUUUAGUCUUCUAUUGUAGUGAUUCUGAGUAGAAUCGACCUAAAAUUUUAAUUUUACUGAAUUAGUUUACAACAUAAAAAAUUGUCAAAAAUAAGAAACGCAACCCUUAAAUGCAUAUGCUAUCAAAAACGAAACUAUCAGAAUGACACAACUUGACAGAUUGAUGUCAAUGUGAGAUGUUACUGUAUCAAAGUUUAAAAUUGACGUGAAUCUCAAUUCUAAGUCAUUUUGCGAGUGAAACCUAAAGAUAAUGCAUUUAAGGGUUAAGUGACGUGCACGAGUGUUCAAAGGGUUAAUAGUAAUUUAUCUUUAGUGUACAUUUCAUUGAAAAAUAUGAAGUCGCAUUUUGUAUGAGAAAAGAGCGCACCAAGCGGAAAUUUUAAGAAACACCAGGUGAGUUUUCGGAAACAAUACUGGAAAUAUAGAGACGCCUUCAUGUUGCAUUUGUUUAUAGAAAAUUCUGCUGAAUCUCGCGGGGGUUAAGGAAAUACACAUGAAAAAUAUUACUCACUAAUGCAGAAAUUAUCUUUGACAGUACACCCGCACAUUUUGAUAAAAAACACACACUUUCUCAUUCUUUCUAAAGCCACACACAUUUUUUUUUCGACGUUUCGUGUCUCUCAUCACCGCGGCCAGUGCAACUCGGCCGAAACGUCGGAAAAAAGGUAAAAUAAUGUUAUGACUAGAGAGCGGAUUUCAUGUAGCGAUUUAAAUAUUAAUAUGGAUAUGUUAGUGCAUUUUUUUUAUUACUUGUCAUGUGGAUUAUAAUAAGGUCUUACAAUCUAUCACAUCCACAUCGCACACCGCAAACUUCGCUAACUAAUGAUUAAAUUAAUGUUAUUUUUUGUAAAUGUAAUUUUUCUUUUCUUUAAAUGUAGGUUUUUUUUUGUAAAUAACUACAUUUAAAGA
This is a messenger RNA of Leguminivora glycinivorella, 2725 nucleotides long. Its product is annotated as dual specificity protein phosphatase MPK-4-like. Bases 378 to 1538 code for a protein of 386 amino acids. NCBI's taxonomy places the organism in Eukaryota, Metazoa, Arthropoda, Insecta, Lepidoptera, Tortricidae. The transcript has 11 exons. The record is from RefSeq and is a predicted model, not a curated record. Gene Ontology annotation, biological process: protein dephosphorylation. Gene Ontology annotation, molecular function: protein tyrosine/serine/threonine phosphatase activity. Gene Ontology annotation, cellular component: nucleus.